Molecule: messenger RNA, 2365 nt
Organism: Gossypium arboreum
Lineage: Eukaryota; Viridiplantae; Streptophyta; Magnoliopsida; Malvales; Malvaceae
Product: serine/threonine protein phosphatase 2A 55 kDa regulatory subunit B beta isoform-like
Exons: 15
Coding region: 219-1730 (503 amino acids)
Biological process (GO): peptidyl-serine dephosphorylation
Cellular component (GO): protein phosphatase type 2A complex; cytosol
Molecular function (GO): protein phosphatase regulator activity; protein binding
Source: RefSeq, a predicted model, not a curated record
UAUACUGGCACAGAGAAAACUAGAAGAAAGAGAAUUGUUAAAAGUAAAAAAUAAAACAAAAUAUAAAAAUGGCGCAAAAUUUAUCCGUUAGCCAAAACAAGAAACAGGAACGAGGGAAAAGAUCGAAAUAAAAAUUAAAAAAAAAAAUAGUAGGCUUAGACGAUAGGGAAGCGAAGAUGGACAGAACCGGCGCCGUUUAAGGACUGAGGGAAGCUAUCAUGAAUCCAACCACGCGCCGACAUUUGGAGUGGAAGUUCUCUCAAGUCUUCGGCGAAAGAAGCCCCGAUGACGAAAUUCUAGACGCUGAUAGAAUAUCGACGGUUGAAUUUGACAAGAGUGGCGAUUACGUUGCUGUUGGAGAUCGAGGCGGUCGGAUCGUGAUAUUCGAGACGAAGGAUGGAAAAAAUACAGCCGACCAGCACUAUUCCCGAAAUCAACUGGAGCAAUUGGAUUAUGUCUCUUUAAACCACCCUGAAUAUCGAUAUAAAACUGAAUUCCAGAGUCAUGAACCUGAGUUCGAUUAUUUGAAGAGCCUGGAGAUUGAAGAGAAGAUCAACAAACUCAAAUGGUGUACAAGUCUAAGUGGGUCACUCUUUAUCCUUUCAACGAAUGAUAAGACAAUUAAACUGUGGAAGGUAAAAGAUAGAAAGGUGAAGAAAGCCAGGGAAAUUGAUUCUCCUCAUCAAUUGCUCUCUUCAGAAAAUACUCUUCUGUCUGAAAAGAGUUUUAUGAAUGAGCAAGGCAUACCAUCUUUUGCUAAUGGCAAUCAUGUAGAAAGUGGAGUUAACAGUAUUUUCCCAUCUCAAGAACUGCGUUCUAAGAUUGCCAACUAUGAAGACACUGCUUAUGCAAGAUGUAGAAGGGUGUAUGCUCAUGCUCAUGAUUUUAAUAUCAACUCAAUUUCAAAUAAUAGUGAUGGUGAGACGUUUAUAUCUGCAGAUGAUCUCAGGAUAAACUUGUGGAACCUUGAAGUUAGUAAUCAGUCAUUUAAUAUCAUUGACAUGAAGCCAUCAAAUAUGGAGGAGCUUACUGAGGUCAUAACAUCAGCUGAAUUCCAUCCAAUUCAUUGUAACCUGCUUGCAUAUAGCAGCUCAAGAGGUUUUAUUCGUCUAGUUGACAUGCGGCAAUCUGCAUUGUGUGAUUACAGUGCAAGGAUAUUUCAGGAUGAAGAAUGUCAUGGGUCACGAUCAUUCCUUACCGAGAUUGUUGCUUCCAUAACUGAUAUAAAGUUUCCAGUUGAUGGACGUCACAUCUUAAGCCGUGACUACAUGAACCUUAAGCUAUGGGAUAUGCACAUGGAUUCUUCACCAGUUGCUACAUUCAAAAUUCACGAACACUUACGCCCGAAGUUAUGCGAUUUGUAUAACAAUGACUCCAUAUUUGAUAAAUUUGAGUGCUGCCUCAGUGGAGAUGGACUUCAUUUUGCAACUGGAUCUUAUAGUAAUCUCUUACGAAUCUUCUUUCAUGGUGGUGGGAGUGACGAGGGGGCUACGAUAGAAGCUAGCAAAGAUCCGAACAGUAUUAAAAAUAGGAAGCCACUUCCAAGGGCAAGAAGAUCAUCUCUAAGUAACCUUACCCGCGGGUUUUACAAACAAGGUCACGAAAGCACAAGCGUUGUUGAUGAAUAUUCGUUGAACUCGAGUUCUAAGUUGCAACAUCUCGCAUGGCAUCCAUGUACAUACUUGAUUGCUUGUGCUUCCGGUAAUAGCUUGUUUUUCUACCAUGCUUAGUUACCCUCUAUAUACAUGCUUUCAAAACUACGUUUUACUGGUUUACCAUGAGUAAAAAUGUACAAGUUCUGCAUAAUCAAAUUCGAUAAUUUGAAGCCUUUGUCCUGAUUAACAUGUAUAAAAGACAGGUAGGCUCAUUUCAUAACAUUGUCACCAUAUCUCGUCAACAAAAAUUCAUGUUCAAAUGUGCUCAGUCAAUGUCCAAAUAUUUGAAGCAAUGAGAGAAUUGACCAAGCAAAAGAUACCUUCCGAUGAGAAACCUACCAUGAAUACAUUUUCAAGUUUAAACAACUUGUGUUUUAGAGUUACUUUAGUAGCAAAGGAACAGCAAGUACAAUACAAGACAUUAUUUAAUGUUCCAAGCGAAUAAUCAUAAAAUUAACAUAGUUUUAACACCAAGGUUCAACAGGUUUAGUUUAAUAAUCCAUGCAACCCCAAACAUACUAGAUAUUGUUCGAAAUUCCAAGAAGCAAAGCCCAACAAAACAGAUGUUCAAAAUACAAGCACUCCCUUAACAGUAGAACAUAACACGCUUGACAUUUUCCUUGAGGGCAGGCAGAGGUCUGACGGCAGCACUAGCACCAGGUCCUCUUGUGCUACGCCCACCAGCAGCUGCAGCUCCACCUCCACGCCCU